This is a messenger RNA of Lathyrus sativus (Indian pea), 2001 nucleotides long. The record is from the annotation of a GenBank genome assembly. NCBI's taxonomy places the organism in Eukaryota, Viridiplantae, Streptophyta, Magnoliopsida, Fabales, Fabaceae.
AUGGCUUUCCUUCAUCCAUCUGAAGGUUUUGAAAUCAAAAGCUCUUCAGAAUCAUCAGUUGUAGACAUUGAGGCCACCACAAACACACCAGUAAGUGAGCAUGGUAUAUGCUUAGCAUGGAAGGAUAUAUGGGUGAAUACAAUCGCAAAAGGAAAGAAUGGAAGAAGAUCAAUCCUUCAAGGACUAACUGGUUAUGCUAAACCAGGCGAACUAUUAGCCAUUAUGGGUCCUUCUGGCUGUGGCAAGUCCACACUACUUGAUACUUUAGCAGGGAGAUUAGCCACAAACACAAGACAAACUGGGGAGAUUCUACUCAACGGUCACAAACAAGAAUUGUCAUACGGAACUUCGGCUUAUGUAACACAAGAUGAUAUAUUAUUAACAACCUUAACUGUUAAAGAAGCAGUGUACUAUUCAGCUCAACUUCAGUUACCUAACACAAUGUCUAAGGAAGAAAAGAAACAAAGAGCUGAUUUUACAAUCAAAGAAAUGGGUCUUCAAGAUGCAAUCAACACAAGAAUUGGAGGGUGGGGUGUUAAAGGCAUAAGUGGGGGUCAAAAAAGAAGAGUCAGCAUUUGCAUUGAGAUUCUAACUCGUCCUAGACUUCUUUUUCUUGAUGAACCAACUAGUGGACUUGAUAGUGCUGCUUCUUACUAUGUCAUGAAAAGAAUUGCUUCCUUGGAUCAGAAAGAUGGAAUUCAAAGGACUAUUAUCACUUCUAUCCAUCAACCUAGUUCUGAAGUUUUUCAACUUUUUGAUAACCUUUGUCUUCUCUCUUCUGGUAAAACUGUUUAUUUUGGACCUGCUUCUGCUGCAUGUGAGUUUUUCGGUUUGAAUGGAUUUCCUUGUUCUCCUCUUCAAAAUCCAUCUGAUCAUUUACUUAAAACUAUAAACAAGGAUUUCGAUCAGGAUACUGAGACGGAAAUUUCCGCUGAAGAAGCAAUUAGUAUCCUUGUAAGUUCAUAUAAAUCAUCUGAAAUGAACAAAGAUGUUCACAAUGAAGUUGCACUUCUAUCCAAAAAGCAAAUGAGAUCAAUGGACAAGAACAAAGGGCAUGCAGGGUUCUUUAACCAAUGCUUAGCUCUUACCAAACGCUCAUCAUUGAACAUGUUUCGUGAUCUAGGCUAUUACUGGUUACGAUUAGGCAUAUAUAUUGCAUUGGCUUUAAGUUUAGGAACUGUGUUCUAUGAUUUUGGUACAAGUUACACCUCAAUUAAGGAUCGUGGUUCACUUCUUGCAUACGUCUCUGGAUUCUUAACUUUCAUGAGCAUUGGUGGAUUUCCUUCCUUUGUAGAAGACAUGAAAGUAUUUCAACGAGAGAGACAAAACGGGCAUUAUGGCGUGGUAGCAUAUGUGAUUGGGAACACGUUUUCAUCAGUUCCAUUCAUUUUAGUGAUUUCAAUCAUUCCAGCAGUUAUAACUUACUACCUAUGUGGUCUUCAAAAAGGAUAUGAACACUUUUUCUUCUUUGCAUGUGUUUUAUUUUCAAGCCUAACGUUAGUUGAGAGCCUCAUGAUGAUAGUUUCAAGCAUUGUUCCGAACUUUCUAAUGGGAAUCGUAACGGGCGCUGGAAUUCAAGGAGUCAUGCUGUUGGUUGGAGGGUUCUUCAAAUUGCCACAUGAUAUUCCCAACAUAUUUUGGAGAUAUCCAUUCCACUAUGUUGCAUUUCAUACUUAUGUAACCGAGGGAUUGUUCAAGAAUGAGUACGAAGGACUAAGGUUCGAUAAACCAAAUGUACAAGGCGUAAAUGGGUACAUUACUGGUGAAGCGGUUUUGACAGGUAUAUGGCAAAUUGACAUGAGUUAUUCAAAAUGGGUUGAUCUUGCAAUUUUGUUUGGGAUGAUUGUUUUGUAUCGUGUUUUGUUUCUUUUUAUCAUCAAAGGUAGAGAGAAGAUGAAACCUGUUGUUGGAUCAAUGUUAUCUAGAAUGGGAGAGUCUUCCAAGACAAUAAUGCAUGUUGAGAAGCCUGAUGCUACUCCUUUGAAUGGGCAUGUUGUGUAA